AUGCAUGUCCCAUGCUUCACGACCGGGGACUUCAAGCCGCAUCACUUGUUUCUGGAGGAUGCAGAGUACGGCCGCGCACUAGAUGCCCUGGUGAAAGCAGUGUCGGACAUUCUCGUCACUUCACCGGACGGUUCUCAUGUUUUCCUGGGCAAGCGCAAGGUGCAUCCACAGCCGGACUGGUGGUUCAUUGGUGGCCGCGCCAAGCCAGGCGAGACGCCGCAGCAGGCAGCUUCACGGAAUCUCCGGCGAGAGUUGGGAUUGGAAGUCCCCUCAUCGCGCCUGAAGGUUAUCGGCUGCUACUCCCUAACAUGGGCCGUGCGAGCUCAGGCUCCUGCAGACCACGGCACAGCUGACAUCUCCACCGUGCACAGCAUGGUCUUGCAUCCGGAGGAGGAGAGACAGCUGAAGAUUGAUGAGGAGGAAUAUGCAGAUCUUCGGUGGCACACCAAGCAAGAGGUAUUGACCGGUGAAUUCCACCCCGUGCUCAAGCAG
This is a messenger RNA of Symbiodinium necroappetens, 492 nucleotides long. The record is from the annotation of a GenBank genome assembly. NCBI's taxonomy places the organism in Eukaryota, Dinophyceae, Suessiales, Symbiodiniaceae.